Pseudogymnoascus destructans is the source of this 1293-nucleotide messenger RNA. RefSeq lists its product as uncharacterized. The coding region runs from base 1 to 1293 and encodes 430 amino acids. NCBI's taxonomy places the organism in Eukaryota, Fungi, Ascomycota, Leotiomycetes, Thelebolales, Thelebolaceae. Gene Ontology annotation, biological process: glycerophospholipid biosynthetic process. Gene Ontology annotation, cellular component: mitochondrion. The record is from RefSeq and is a predicted model, not a curated record. The transcript has a single exon.
AUGAAGCCUUUACUUAUUCCAAGAGCUCUUCGCUCUUCUAGCCUUACCCGGCCAAUCUUGCAAGCAUCAUGGUCCCGCCCAGUUCUCCGCUCUGCUGCCUCAGCAUCCCCCGCCUUCACAACGCAUCGGCGACAUGCACGGCAAUUCCGUCACCAGUCAACACCGCGAGACAAUAAUACCACGGUGCCAGCGCCUCCAGACUUCGCCUUUGCCUUCGAUAUCGAUGGCGUUCUCCUCCGUUCCUCUAAGAGCCUACCGGGUGCCUCCUCAACCCUGCGAUUUUUAAAUAAACACUCGAUUCCCUUCAUCCUCCUGACCAAUGGCGGCGGCAAGCACGAAACCGAGCGUGUCGCCGAGUUAAGCUCAAGAUUCGAUAUCCCAUUAAGCCCAGAGAACUUUGUGCAGAGUCACACGCCAUUUCAGGAGAUGGUUAACGGCAGCCAGGACUACGAGGCGCUGAAAGACAAGACGAUUUUCGUCACCGGAACCGAUCAGCAACGAGUCAGGGAUAUUGCUCACAGAUAUGGCUUCAAGAAUGUCGUAACUCCAGGAGAUAUCCUUACCGCCCACCCAAAUAUAUGGCCUUUUGCUGCUCUUCACGCCUCGCACUACUCCUCUAUCGCCAAGCCGCUUCCCCCCGGACCUCUCAAGGUCGACGCCAUCUUUGUGUUCUCCGAUCCCCACGACUGGGCACUUGACACGCAAAUCAUACUGGACCUCCUUCUCUCCUCCAAGGGCGAGCUGAAUACCUACUCCGUCAAGAACGGGGACAAGUCGCUCCCCAACAACGGGUGGCUGCAGGACGGCCAACCAAAGCUCAUCUUCAGCAACCCGGACCUGUUCUGGGCCACCUCGCACCCUCUUUCGCGGCUCGGCCAGGGUGGCUUCCGCGCCGCGUUCCAGGGCGUGUGGGAUGAGGUUACCGACGGCGCGGAGCUGACCAAGCUCGUCAUGGGGAAGCCUACGCAAGAGACGUAUCUGUACUCCGAGCGCGUGCUGCAGAAGCACAGGGUUGAGCUACUAAGUGCUCUUCACGAGGAAGUAGGGGAUCUCAAACAGGUGUUUAUGAUUGGGGACAACCCGGAGAGCGAUAUCAGGGGCGCGAAUAAUUUCAAGAGCCCGACUGGGACGAGCUGGGACAGCAUUCUGGUGAAGACGGGCGUGUGGCAGGAGGGGAAGCCACCAAAGUACGAGCCGAAGAUGAUUGUGGAUAACGUGCAGGCGGCGGUCAAGUGGGCACUAAAGAAGCAAGGGUAUUCUUAUGACGAAGCUGAAUUUGCCGAUGAGAAGUAG